Molecule: messenger RNA, 2688 nt
Organism: Exophiala spinifera
Lineage: Eukaryota; Fungi; Ascomycota; Eurotiomycetes; Chaetothyriales; Herpotrichiellaceae
Exons: 1
Coding region: 1-2688 (895 amino acids)
Biological process (GO): mitotic cell cycle; meiotic cell cycle; microtubule nucleation
Cellular component (GO): spindle pole; centrosome; mitotic spindle pole body
Molecular function (GO): microtubule minus-end binding; gamma-tubulin binding
Source: RefSeq, a predicted model, not a curated record
AUGGCCUCAUUGCACUACAGAAGUGCGUCAGCCACGGAUCGACGAGGCACACAGUUUUCUAGCGGCCCUGCACGCGUCAACUCUGCAAAAUAUCGAGACUACGAGAGACCGUCAGCGCGCGAUACCGCCUCCCCCAUAUUUCCAGACGGCUACAGCGAAGCGACGGACGGGAAACAUAAACACACAAAAAGCGAGAACCGGUUCAGUGGACUGGAUCGGCGAAAAGAGAAGGCUACCAUCACAACAACUGAAACCUUCAUCACCAGAAUAAGCCCAAAGAAGGGAGUCAAGGUCACUGAAAGCUAUCAUGGCCGCCAAACAAGCACACCAAGUCUAGUACAGAGCCGCCCGAACAAAGAUGAAAACGCUCUGACGUGGGGUCCGACUGUGUCCUUGAUCCCGCACUCAUCAGCACCACUUGCGACCCGAAUAACCUCACCACCUCUAUCACGAACUGCGCCAGUGGACCUCGACCCGACACCACUUGGUGGCAUGACUAUGCAAGAGCAGGAAAAAGCGAUUCUAGACGACCUGUUGUACGUUUUCAUGGGAUUUGAAGGACAGUACAUCAGGUUCCGUGACACCUACAACCCCAGAGAGGAAAAGGAACGACUUAAUGGACCAGCUUUUGAUCCUUUACCUGGCCUUGACCCAAGCCUGAAAGAUCUUACGUCAUCCAUGCUCUCCAUGGCGACGCAUCAUUGUGCGAUUGAGGCUUUCAUUGAGGUACAAAGCCAAGAGGAGUUUGGUUCGGUCAAUCAUGCUCUUUGCGCGGCAAUUCGGAAGCUGCUCAAAGAUUACCUCAUCUUGAUUGCACAGCUUGAAAUGAAAGUCCUGACAGACGCCAACUUCACGCUGCAUCAAAUGCAUAUUGCGAUUAUUCCUACCGCGCAAUGUCUGGCCCAGCUAUAUUCCCUUGCGCAAGAGCUGCUGAAGAGAAACUCGCUUCUCGAGGAAGAUCUCGACGACUCUUUGGACGAUUUUGACCCCGACAACAUCAUCGAACGUCUCAAAGAAGGUGGGGACCUGCUGCCGGGAAGUUUGAAUAAAAAGCGUUGCAUUGGCGGUAAUGUCUUGGGUUUAUUGUCACAUCGCCUGUCCACAUUUUCUGGAGAUCCAGCUGCAAGGGCAAUUCUAGAGAUGCUAUUGCGAGAGUCAAGUCGGCCAUACAUGGUAAUGCUUAAUGAGUGGUUACAUCGUGGUGGUAUCAAUGACCCUCACUCGGAAUUUCUAAUUGGUGAGAGGGCGAGCAUCAAACGGGAGCGCCUGGAUGAAGACUAUACUGAUGAGUAUUGGGAAAAGAGGUAUUAUAUCCGUGAUAAGGAAGUACCUCCUCAAUUGGAGUCUGUCAAGGAGAAGGUUUUGCUGGCUGGGAAGUACCUCAACGUCGUUCGAGAAUGCGGCGGUGUCAAUAUCAGCAGUAAGAUCGUGGACACACCUGCCACAUUCGACGACCCUCGUUUUCUCGACAACGUCAACAAUGCAUACUCGUUCGCUAAUAAAGAGCUGCUGCAUCUUCUCCUCACCAAGAACUCGCUAAGAAGCCGACUACGAUCGAUGAAGCAUUAUUUCUUCCUUGACCGGGCCGAAUUCUUCCUCUACUUCCUCGAACUGAGUGACUCAGAGUUGCGAAAGAAGCAGCGUGAUGUUAACCUUGGGAAGUUACAGUCUUUGCUUGACUUGGUACUGCAUCAGCCUGGCAGCAUCGCAGUUGCAGACCCAUUCAAAGAGGAUGUUAGAGUCCGAAUGAAUUCCGUUGGGUUAACUCAGUGGCUUAUCAAAGUGGUCAAUGUGCAAGGCAUUGACCAGGACAAUCCAGAUUCGAUGGCGGAUCAAUACAAGACCCCUGCUCAGAGCUCCUCCGCGGACAGACAAAGCAAGGACAAAAAGGAAGAUGAGAAGGACAUCAUAGGGUUCGAUGCACUAGAACUGGACUAUGCUGUUCCCUUUCCUCUUUCACUUAUCAUCAGUCGAAAAACGGUGAUGCGAUAUCAGCUGAUUUUCCGUUAUACUCUAGCACUACGACAUCUCGAAACACAAUUAGUUGGAUGUUGGUCUACGCAUACCAAAGAGAAGGCAUGGAUUCACAAAUCUUCAGACAAGAGAUUCGAAAUGUGGAAGCGCCGGGUUUGGACUUUGCGCUCACGUAUGCUUGUUUUCGUUCAGCAAAUGCUCUUCUUUGCGACUGCGGAAGUGAUCGAGCCCAACUGGCAGAAGUUGAUGGUCAAAGUGGACGAUGCAGAAUGUGACGAUGUCGAAGAAACCAAGUCUGGCCUGACCGUGAAAUCAAAGCCGACUGUGGACGAAUUGAUGCAGGACCAUGUCGACAUGCUGGAUUCAUGCAUGAAAGACCUCGGGCUUACUCAAGCCAAGUUGCUCAAAUUGCAUGCAAAGCUGAUGACGGGCUGUGGCAUGUUUGCCUCGUAUGUGGAGUAUAUCACAAAGUCCAUUUACGAAGCGGACCCCAGCAUCCAGGCUGGCAAAAGUGUUCACGGACCCACGGACCCGGCACGAAUGAAAAGGAUCGAAGAGUCAAUCAAGAAAUAUGAAGAGCAUUUCAAUCGGCACUUGAAGAUCCUCAUCGAUGCUCUGAACUGGUUUGCUACCACCGAAACAGUGUCAUUGCUUAGUCUGUGCGGAAGAUUGACAAACGCUGAUGUGCAGAAACGGGAUGACUUGUUUGGUUAA